AUGACUAAAGUCUACCUUUCCAACGGCGACGGCGGUGCUACCAAUGGCACCAAAACUGCAAGCCAAUGGGCCCAAGAAAAGCUCUCCCAGAUGACUCUGGAAGAGAAGGUCCUUCUACUAGCCGGCGAGGAUCUGUGGCGUACGCAUUCGAUCCCUCGUCUGGGAAUUUCCAGGCUCAAGACCUCCGAUGGACCAGUCGGCGUCCGAGGCGGCAUUUUCACAGAUGGUGUGAAGGCUGCCUCAUUACCAACGGGUGUCUCAAUAGCAGCUACAUGGGACAACGAUGUUGUACGCGACCUUUGCAAGGUUCUCAUCGACGAGGCCAAGAGCAAAGAGGUUGACGUGCUCCUUGGGCCAACAGUCUGUAUCCCUCGUACACCCCUCGGCGGCCGCAACUUCGAAGCCUACAGCGAAGACCCUUUUCUCACCGGCAAGCUGGCCGGAACAUAUAUCAACAGCAUCCAGGCAGCUGGGAUAGGCGCCUGUAUCAAGCACUUUGUCGCAAACGACCAAGAAACUCGCCGGUUCUUCAUCGACGAAAAGAUCCCCGAUCGAGCACUACGAGAGAUUCAUCUCCAGCCAUUUCAAAUUGCCAUUCGAGAUAGCAACCCCUGGAGCUUGAUGACCGCCUAUAAUAGAGUCAAUGGUGAUUUCUGCUCUGCCAGCGACUUUCUUCUCCAAGACGUUCUGCGUGGAGAAUGGGGCUGGGAUGGCUUGGCAAUGAGUGAUUGGUUUGGUACCAACAGCAUCGUUCCAUCGAUCAAGGCAGGUCUGGACCUCGAGAUGCCUGGACCUGUCAGAAGGAGAGGUCAGCACCUACUGGACGCUUACAAGAAGGGGCUCUUUGACGAAUCAUUCCUCAAUGACUCCGUCAGCCGUCUCCUUGGGCUGCUGGAGCGAACUGGGAAAAGUAAGAUCCCAGACUGGAAAGAGGGUAAAGAGAAGGCAACCGAUUUGCCAGAACACAGAGCAAUUCUACGCAAAGCAGGAGCGGAAGGCAUUGUUCUGCUCAAGAACUCAGCCAACAUUCUUCCGCUAGAGAGUUUGGAUAACAAGACGAUCGCUAUCAUCGGCCCCAACGCAGCCAGAUCAGUAGCUACGGGUGGCGGAAGCUCUAACCUGGAGCCGCACUACCGAACGACACCAUACGAGUCGCUGAGGACCGAGCUAUCACAGAAAUUCCCCACGGCCAAGUUGCAGACUCACGCCGCCUUCCCUGCCCAUAGAUACCUCCCACUCCUGGACCCAGCUGUCAUGAAGAAUCCAUCAACAGGGGCCAAUGGAUUUCUUCUCUCCUUCUGGAGAAACAUGGAGCAUGAAGGCGAGCCCUUCAUGGUAGAGAACCGACCCAGCUCCAACUUGGUCUGUUACGAUGGUUUGCCACCUGAGCUCACAACCGGUACCAGGUACUCCUACCGUGGGCGCUGCAUCGUGACACCCAAAACAACCGGUCUGCACCAGUUCUCCCUGUCGUCCUGCGGGCCCGGAAAGCUCAUCCUAGAUGGCAAAGUCAUCGUUGAUAUUGAGAGGCACUGGUGGUCUCCCAAGUCGGCGUUGUUCAUGAGCUACGGCUCACCGGAGGAGCGCGUUGAGGUCCAAAUGGAGGCGGGCCGCGAGUACGAACUCGUUUUGGAAUCCAUCAGCCGUGAGCCUAAGCCCUAUGAUAUUGAUUACAUGGCUAUGCUCGAGCGCGAGGAGGUACAAGACGGUGGCCGCAUCGGCUUCUUGGAGAACCAGGGCGACCUUGACAAAUUCUUCCAAGAGGCAGUUGACAUGGCUGGAGCAAGUGACGUUGCUAUCGUCGUAGUAGGCAAGGACCACGAGUGGGAGACCGAGACGAGCGACAUGGUGUCGAUGAAUCUCCCAGCACGAUCGGAUGAGCUGAUAUCCGCUGUUUCCAAGGUUAACCCCAACACCAUUGUUGUGAACCAGACUGGAAGCCCUAUCGCCAUGCCCUGGGAGUCUCAGGUGUCCACAAUCAUCCAGGCAUGGUAUCAAGGGCAAGAACAAGGAAAUUGCCUUGCAGAUGUUCUUCUCGGAUCGGUGAACCCUUCGGGGAAGCUGCCAAUAACAUUCCCGCGACGUCUGGAGGACACACCUCCGUACGAUAACUACCCAGGCGAGAAUGACGUUGUGCAUUAUGGAGAGGGUAUCUAUGCUGGGUACCGCUACUACGAUCAUCGUAAGAUCGAGCCACUGUUCCCAUUUGGCGCUGGGUUAUCUUACACAACGUUCGAGUAUUCCAAUAUCCGUAUCAAAGGGGAGGUCCUGGGUCUGGACGGAAAGAUCGAGGUCAAGGUUGAUGUCACCAACACCGGGUCUCGUGAUGGCAAGGAAGUUGUUCAGUUUUAUGUCAGUCAGACUGAGUCCCGGCUGGGAAGACCAUCGAGGGAGCUCAAGGGGUACGAUAAGGUCUUCUUGAAGGCCGGAGAGACUUGCACCGCUACUACAGUCUUGGAUAAGGUCAGCGUUUCGUACUGGGAUGAUAGCGUCAACAAAUGGGUGAUUGAUGCUGACGCAGAGUUUUGUGUCACUGCGGCUAAGAGUUCGAGGGACAGGGGCGUAUCAUCGACCUUCCGGUCAUCUGCUAAGGGGGGAGCUUGGGUUCAUUGA
This is a messenger RNA of Clonostachys rhizophaga, 2613 nucleotides long. The record is from the annotation of a GenBank genome assembly. Lineage: Eukaryota; Fungi; Ascomycota; Sordariomycetes; Hypocreales; Bionectriaceae.